UCAUGUGAUAUAUCAUGUGAUAUAUACAUAACGCGACGCAGGAAGGCGUCAAAAAAGGGCUAAAUUAAGGGUAAAUAAGUGUUUUGCUAGAGGACGAGGCGCGCGUGCACUCCCGAGUUUUGAGCAUGGCAGAUGAUUUGAAGAGGUACCUGUAUAAACAGCUGCCAACGGUUGAAGGCCUCCAUGCAAUUGUAGUAACAGACAGAGAUGGAGUUCCUGUAAUCAAAGUUGCCAACGACAAUGCUCCAGAGUAUGCUCUGCGACCAGGCUUUCUCUCAACGUUUGCACUGGCAACAGAUCAAGGCAGCAAGCUAGGUCUGUCCAAAAAUAAGAGCAUCAUCUGCUACUACAACACAUAUCAGAUUGUGCAAUUUAACCGAUUACCCUUAGUGAUCAGCUUCAUUGCAAGCAGCAGUGCAAAUACAGGUUUGAUCAUCAGUUUGGAGAAGGAGCUUGUUCCACUAAUUGAGGAACUGAGACAGGUGGUUGAGGUUGCCUAGAUGACAGACAGCUUUGAAACUACUCCAACAUGUACCAGGACCGUAUCAAGACACACAUACACACAAAUAUACAUAUGCACCUUGGACAUUACUUCAGUAGUACGUUGUUGGCUGUGAACUUCAGUUCCUCUUGAUGCUGUAAGUUUCUUUUUUGAAUGUAACCCUGUCUUGGUUGUAUUUUUGAUUUCAUCUAAUUAAUAAAUUUGUUUAUAACUUUGGUGUACAAAAUACCUUUAAAUGUUUUGUUUUUUUCCCCUUAAAGCACAUACACUUAAACACGUGCACAGCAAUUUUCUUUCCCUCAUUUUUUCAUGUUUUACAUGAUUUAGCAAAUCACAUCAAUGCUAAUGUUAAGCACAAUUUACUUUAUUACACAUGCUGAACACAAUAAAUGGCAAAUAAUGCAAUAAUAUUAA
This is a messenger RNA of Clarias gariepinus (North African catfish), 916 nucleotides long. It is a transcript of the gene lamtor3, whose product is annotated as late endosomal/lysosomal adaptor, MAPK and MTOR activator 3. The transcript is spliced from 7 exons. The coding region runs from base 126 to 500 and encodes 124 amino acids. The record is from RefSeq and is a predicted model, not a curated record. NCBI's taxonomy places the organism in Eukaryota, Metazoa, Chordata, Actinopteri, Siluriformes, Clariidae. Gene Ontology annotation, biological process: cellular response to amino acid stimulus; positive regulation of TOR signaling. Gene Ontology annotation, cellular component: Ragulator complex.